Culex pipiens pallens (northern house mosquito) is the source of this 813-nucleotide messenger RNA. RefSeq lists its product as uncharacterized. The coding region runs from base 1 to 813 and encodes 270 amino acids. The record is from RefSeq and is a predicted model, not a curated record. Lineage: Eukaryota; Metazoa; Arthropoda; Insecta; Diptera; Culicidae. The transcript has a single exon.
AUGAGCAAACUCGCAAUCUCUGCCCUAGUCAUCGUGACCGCCGCCGUGGCCGUGCAAGGAUCUCUGUUUGGUCCGUUUGGACCGCUGGGACCGUUUGGCCAACCGGCAGCUCCGCCAGCAUUCGGACCUCCCGGCUUCGUUCAACCUGGUUUCUUCCCAGGAUUCCCAGGAUAUCAACCGGCGGUGCCAGCCUUCCAACCAUCCUUCGGACCACCGGGAUACCCUGCCGGAUUCGCUCCCGUACCUUCCCCGUUGGCUGCUCGUGCCUUUUUCCCUGCUGCUGCUACAGUUGCUCCUGUUGCUACUCCGACAACAUUCCGACCGAAGCCAUCGCCCGUUCUGGAACGUUUGCUGCUGAGGGUUCUUCCCGAAGAUCUGCAGGAGCAGCUGGCCCAGCUUCUUGCGGCGUACGACCAAGGCAAUGCAGAGUGCGACAAGAGAAACACAGGCUUUGGACCGUUCGUUGGAGCGUACCGGAAAUGUGUAGUUUUCAACAAGAUUGCAGCCGAACAGGGUGCUACCGUACUGGAGAACGAAGCCAACGUUAGGGAUGCCGCAGAAGCGCAAGCAGCUGCUGACCAGGCCAACGCUGAGAAGGCCGCUGCUGAACAGGUCGCUGCUGAACAAGCUGAACAAGCUGCCGCUGUGGAAGAAGCUGUCGCCGAGGAAGCUGCCGUAGUUCAAGAGGCUGAGGUAGUUGCUGAGGAAGCGGAAUCUACAGAUGAUGCUGAAGAGCAAACGGUUGAGGUCGAGGAAACCGCAGAGGUUGUCGUCGAAGACGUCGCUGUUGAGGAGGACUCUACUGUUGCUUAA